ACGUGUUUUAUUAAUAAUUUUUAACCUAAAAGAUUAUUAACAAAUAUUUAUUUCUAAUAAAAAAGUAAAAAAUGAGUGAUUCUGAUAGUGAUUCCGACGUAAGUUUCGACGAAAAUGCAUCAACAACAGAUGAAGAAGAUUUUGAAAAAGACCAGGCCGAAUCAACAAAACCAACUGAGAAUGAUGAUGACCAAGACGAAGAAGAAGAUGAAAUAUUUAAAAAAUUUAAGAAAGAACAACAAAAACAACGAAACCAUCCACCAGAUAUAGAAUUUGAAGAUCAUAUUGUCGAUUUAUGUUUUCACCCUACAGAGAAUCUUAUUGCUGUCGCAAAUAUUGUUGGUGAUGUAAGCGUUUGUAAAUAUUCGAAUGAAGAAAACAAUGUUAUUGAUACAUGGGAAUUACAUACACAAGCAUGUCGUGAUAUUGAAUUCGACGAUGAAGGUGAUAUAUUAUAUUCAACAUCAAAAGAUCGGACGUUGAUGGUCACUGAUGUCAAAACUGGAAAAUUAAAAGCAUUCGUAGAUGAUGCGCAUGAAGUACCGAUUAACUGCUUACAAGUGAUAAAUGAAGAUUGCAUAGCUUCAGGUGAUGACGAUGGGCGUAUAAGAUUUUGGGAUUUGAGAAACAAUACAAAGACACCAAUUUAUCAAACAAAAAAGCAUGAUGAUUUUAUAAGCGAUAUGGUUGUCGAUGACAACAAAACUUUUUUGAUUUGUGCUAGUGGUGAUGGAACUAUUUCCUCAAUAGAUUUAAAAAACAGAUCAUUUUUCUUACAAUCUGAGGAAUACGAUGAAGAAUUCACAUCACUAGGAUUAUUCCGACAUGGUCACAAAUUAUUAGCAAGUACAUCCAAAGGCAAAAUGUAUUUAUUUAAUUGGCGUGAAUUUGGAUAUCAUAGUGACGAAUUUCCUGGACCAAAACAAUCUAUUAACAAAAUAAUACCGGUUACACAAAAUAUUGUUGUAACUGGUAAUGAAGAUGGUAUUUUACGCGGUACACAUUUAUUUCCACAUCGACAACUAGGUAUUGUGGGUCAACAUCAAUUGUCUGUUGAGUGCAUGGACAUUUGUAAUGAUGGAACACUAAUUGCAUCCAGUUCGUUUAGAAAUGAAGUAAAAUUUUGGAAUAUAUCUUAUUUUGAACAUUUCCGUUUAACAAAUUUGAAAGAGAAGAAAAAUAAAAAACAAUUAACUAACAAUUUACCAUCAUCAAAACAAACGAAUCGAAAAGAUUUUUUUGCGGAUUUAGGAACGUAAUACUGUAGUUGUAAU
Chrysoperla carnea is the source of this 1274-nucleotide messenger RNA. RefSeq names its product WD repeat-containing protein 55 homolog. The transcript is spliced from 3 exons. The record is from RefSeq and is a predicted model, not a curated record. NCBI's taxonomy places the organism in Eukaryota, Metazoa, Arthropoda, Insecta, Neuroptera, Chrysopidae. Gene Ontology annotation, molecular function: protein binding. The coding region runs from base 72 to 1259 and encodes 395 amino acids.